Molecule: messenger RNA, 351 nt
Organism: Paraglomus occultum
Lineage: Eukaryota; Fungi; Glomeromycota; Glomeromycetes; Paraglomerales; Paraglomeraceae
Source: the annotation of a GenBank genome assembly
AUGAACCGUUACAUUUGUUCCUUGUUCAUCCUGGGUCUUUUGAUCUUUAUCACCACUGGUGUCUACGCUGACUGUAGUCCCUCUCCAAAUUGUGGCUGUCCGUCUACACUUUCCUGUAAAUGCCCUUCGACGGAUACCGGUGGUCUAUUUUGUGGAUUUGAAAUGGAUUGUAGUGGAACCUUUGAACCUCAACUCGGUAUCAGCGACAUUUGGCAAUGCUCACCUGGUGGUAAUCUCAAUUGUCGCUUCGGUCCUUGCACUAUUGGCUGUUGUGCAGUAAACGGUGGAGAUAGCUUUUGUUGCAAGGAACCCAAUUGUGCUGAUUGCCCUAGCGUAUCUGUACUUUCUUAA